Molecule: messenger RNA, 2682 nt
Organism: Trypanosoma rangeli
Lineage: Eukaryota; Euglenozoa; Kinetoplastea; Trypanosomatida; Trypanosomatidae
Exons: 1
Coding region: 1-2682 (893 amino acids)
Source: RefSeq, a predicted model, not a curated record
AUGCAAGACCAAACAGAACGCCUUGAGUCCUUCCAAGACGGCAGCGACCGGAACCUGCAACUCACGAGGAUGGACCUUCCCACACUACACCGCUACUUUGAGGUGGCGGAGGAGCUGUAUGCAGCUGGUCAUUGCCUGCAUGCCUUUGUCACGUUGCAUGCCCUUAUUGCAGCCCCAACCAUCAUUCCACCGUACUACCGUCGUGAGGAAAUUUUGUGUCGGGUGCGUGCGGCUGAAAUGCUUUUGUACAAUUCCUUGCAGCUGCCGCGAAGGAAACAAAGUGCAGGGCGUGGUAAUGCCGCGCCCUCCGUAACAAUGGCGCAGCUCGAUUUAGUGUAUUCCGUCUUGUCUCCGAUGAUGUCUUCCCGAGGCUACUUGGAGGGCGUCGUUGUUUCCCCGCUACUGUGGUGUAGCGGCAAGCGCGACAGUGCUGCCGUCACUGCUAGGGAACGAAAAGAAUCGUCAGAAGUGGAGAGGGCGAAGGCUGAGGAGGAGGAGGAAGAUGGCGAUGGCAGAAUUGUGCCAGUGGCGUUAGUUGUAAAGGCAUACACGUUGAGUGCGAUCGUGCAUUGUCGUCGGAUGCGACACACACAAGCGGUAAAGUGUGUCGAGGCGGCUGAGCAGUGGUGCAAUACUGCCUUCCACACACUACUUGCUGGUCUGGCGACGAGUCUCACAGACGACACUGUGGCGGAGGUCCAAAAUAGGGAAGAAAAACGCUGCUGUGAUGCCUUUCUCUCCGUGGAGUUCUGUCGAGUGUAUUACUCACAGCUUGUGAGCACUACAACCUCCGUCGCUACAGUAAAUUGCACGCCGAGCACGGCGGUCCUUCAUGCUACACGUGCACACGCCAUGGAACGACUACUCUACCAUGCAAAGGACUACGCAAGGUACGCCACAUCCAGUGGCUUGGAGCAGCGUCCUCUUGAUAUGGGAAUCGGCAGAAAGUGUAGCUCACUGUGUUUUUCUUCCCCAACGAAUUCGUUUUCCAUACGGGCGGCGGCGCGUGUACUGGCACAGUAUUACUGUGCCACAUUGAUCCUUGAUCAACAAGUUAUAGAGGCGGAGCGACAUAUGCAGCGGUGUGAAGUGAUAUUUGGUGCCUCUCCCGAGCUGCAGUGUAUGAUGCAGCUUUUGGCUGUGGGCCUCCGGGGCCCGUUGGGGUGGGAUAGGCUGCGACGUGUGAAGCGGCAGCGCAGUGAAUCGGUGUCCGCCGAAUGUCAAGCAACGAUGGAUGAGAGAGGUGUGCCGUUGAAUGGGAAACUGCGCUGGCUUUCCGAUGGCUUGUUAGCGGCAUUAAAGUGUUACUUGGCCAUGCAUGCAGCUGCGAUGGGUACUACGGCUACCGAGGCAGCACUGCCUCUCACCUCGGGGCAAACAAAUUCCCCUGUUGAGGUGUACGCAGAGAACGAUAUAAAUCGUCUAAGUAAGAAUAAUCAGGUGCGCUCUCUGUUUGGACGUACACUACGUUGCAUUGAUGAGCAGUUGACGCUUCUAACCACAGAGACGGUUCACUGCCACGAAUUGCACAACACACUGAAGAGUUUGCUGUGCAGCUCUCCCUCGGCUGAUAUUCGUUUUUUGGUGAUGCUGAAGUGUGCAACACUUGUGACAAUGAGUACAUAUGCGCUCUCGCAAUUGUGGCUGGUGGAGGGCGUGAGACACCUUCACCAGCUGCGUCGCUACAUGGAGGUGUUCCACAAGCACACGACAAGUCUACGGGCGCACUACCAUCUCAUCGUCUCUCAGCUAACCUCGAUGCUUUCAUUGCGGCAUCUCUCAUGUGAAGGUCAUGCUUCAAAGGGCACAGAGACGGGUGAGCAUAAGCGACUCUCUGAGAAGGAUGAUGAAGAACGUACAGCUGGGUUUGAUGUGGGAUUGCCAUAUGCACACGUAAUUGCCGCGGAGGCGGCAGCAUUAAAUACAGCUGCUGUUUGCCUCUGUAGCCCGUCCACGCUGUUGCUUGUGCUGCUUGCGAAGGGAGCUGCGAUUUCCCAUGCGGCCCGUGUGGGGUCAGCACUUCACCUCAAUGAUGACGGAGUCACGAUUACGAGCCUUACUGUACACCAGCGGCAUCGUUGCGCCACAGCUCUCAUGCACGUAUUGGAGGCCCUCAAGACAAGCUUUGAGGCGGCAUCUGCAACUGAAGAUGAAAGCGGAGAAUACGGCGGGGAACGUGGCCUUCGACAAAGGAGGUCUGCGUGGACUCCGUCUAAUCACGUGUUUUUGCUUUUCCUUCGUGGUGUGGCUGCCAUGACAGCGGAAAAGGACGAGUUAACGGCCACUUGCAUGUUUAAGGAUGCUUUGCAGCAUGUAAGGCGGUAUGUAGGCCUCACUAGUGGUGUUGCCGCGGAGUUGUUCUACCUUCUUGCAAUGGCAUACAAUGAGUCGGAACGGGCAGAGCUGCACUCAUGCGAAACACCCACGUCUGUCUCAGAAACUUUUGAUGAAUCUUUUUUUGCUGUUGCCAAUGAGACAAAUUGUAAUGCGCAGCGCAACUUUUCGCUGGCGUGGCAAGUGGCUUUACAUGCAAGGCGGUUGACACUGUUGCACUGUGUCUUGGCCCUGCAGGAGAGUGACAGUAAGGAAAGCUAUCGACACAUCGUGGGCGAGUGGAAUACGGAGGUGCAUCGUGUGUGUUCACUUAUGCGACGUGAGUUAAUGGAGGUGGUUGCCCUGUAG